CUGUGGCAGAGGCUGGAGUCAGGCGUCGGGAUGCAGCGUCCUGGGCCCUUCAGCACCCUCUACGGGCGGGUCCUGGCCCCACUGCCCGGGCGGGCCGGGGGCGCGGCCUCUGGCAGAGGCGGGAACAGUUGGGGCGUCCCAGGCUCCCACGUGCAGCCGCCUGGGUGCGCCCAGUCCGGGACUAGCGGCGGUGCUGGCCGAACAAACACCAGCAGCCGGAAAGCCAACAGCGUGUUCCUGGACCCCUCCACGAUGUCCAAGGCCGAGGAGGCCAAGAAGCUGGCGGGCCACUUAGCAGUGAAGAACCACGUGAGGAAUAACCAAGUGCUGGGGAUUGGAAGUGGUUCUACAAUUGUCCACGCUGUGCAGCAAAUAGCUGAAAAAGUGAAAGAAGAGAAUCUGAAACUCGUCUGUAUUCCCACUUCCUUCCAGGCCCGGCAGCUCAUCCUGCAGUACGGCUUAACGCUCAGUGACCUGGACCAACACCCAGAGAUCGACCUCGCCAUCGACGGUGCUGAUGAAGUUGAUGCUGACCUCAAUCUCAUCAAGGGCGGUGGAGGCUGCCUAACCCAGGAAAAGAUUGUGGCUGGCUAUGCAAGUAGCUUCAUUGUGAUUGCCGAUUUCAGGAAAGAUUCAGAGAACCUUGGGGAUCAUUGGCACAAGGGGAUCCCCAUCGAGGUCAUCCCCAUGGCUUAUGUCCCGGUGAGCCGAGCCGUGACUCAGAAGUUUGGGGGCCUGAUUGACCUUCGAAUGGCCGUCAACAAGGCAGGUCCCGUGGUGACAGAUAACGGGAAUUUUAUCCUGGACUGGAAGUUUGACCGGGUGCACAAAUGGAGUGAAGUAAACACAGCUAUCAAAAUGAUCCCAGGUGUGGUGGACACAGGGCUGUUUAUCAACAUGGCCGAAAGAGUCUACUUUGGGAUGCAAGACGGCUCCGUGAACAUAAAGGAGAAGAAGCCGUUCUGUUGACCCUACAGGAAUGGAGUGUGUUCAACUCGAGUCCCCGGCCCACAGCCGAGGUGGACAUGCCUCUCCAGGAGCCUUUGCCUUAAUGUAUCUGUGCCAGGGGCAGCUGGCAGGAUUGGGGGUUGGGGAGUUAAAUCCAGUCUUCUGAAGUAUUGUCACUAAAUGUCUUUUUUUUAAAAAAGAGAAAUAUAAACAUAUAUAUUUUUACUAUUAAAAUUACUCAGUUGUCUUUUAUAUAAAAUAGAACUUGAUUUCAUGUUUUAUAUGAAAAAUUUAUCAAAAAAAAAAAAAAGAAAAGGGGACUGUCUUUUAAACUUUUAACUUGAGCCUGCUGGUUAAGCUUCUGCAUAUUGAGUUUGCUGAAUAAUGUAAAUUGGAUCUUUUCUUUAAGUUGGUAAAGUGAAGGGCCCAGCCAGCUGUGAUCCCCUGAUGCCUUACUGGAAACAUUAGGGUUUACUUUUCUACUACUCUGUAGUUUGGUUUUUAGUUUUUGUUGUGAACAUGCACAAUAUCUAGUUACGUAUUUUAAGAUGAGGUUUACAAGUCUGGUGAGUGUAGCAGUGUGGUGUGUGAUGUGUAGUGACUCAGAAUGUAAAAACUAUCAGGGAGAAAAUUGGGGGCUUCUUCUGUGAUCAGGGGGUUCAUUCACACACCCCUGCUGUUGGUAGCACUCAGCCAGAAAUACUUGCCAGUACUGCCAAAGCACUGCUGUGAAACGUGAAACACUUACAUGAUUGUCUUUUUUGUUGUUAAUAUUUUAUCCAUUUCUUUGUUAUUCCCUGCAUGGCUCAGUAUCAGAAGUUGUCACCUCUUUAUAUUGUUUAAGAGUUGAAAUAAAACAGUAUGGUGCCAUUUUUACU
This is a messenger RNA of Rhinolophus ferrumequinum (greater horseshoe bat), 1826 nucleotides long. RefSeq names its product ribose 5-phosphate isomerase A (gene RPIA). The record is from RefSeq and is a predicted model, not a curated record. Gene Ontology annotation, cellular component: intracellular membrane-bounded organelle. Gene Ontology annotation, biological process: D-ribose metabolic process; pentose-phosphate shunt, non-oxidative branch. The coding region runs from base 31 to 969 and encodes 312 amino acids. NCBI's taxonomy places the organism in Eukaryota, Metazoa, Chordata, Mammalia, Chiroptera, Rhinolophidae. Gene Ontology annotation, molecular function: ribose-5-phosphate isomerase activity. The transcript has 9 exons.